This is a messenger RNA of Penicillium antarcticum, 1896 nucleotides long. RefSeq names its product something about silencing 10 family protein. The transcript has 2 exons. The record is from RefSeq and is a predicted model, not a curated record. NCBI's taxonomy places the organism in Eukaryota, Fungi, Ascomycota, Eurotiomycetes, Eurotiales, Aspergillaceae. Gene Ontology annotation, biological process: maturation of SSU-rRNA from tricistronic rRNA transcript (SSU-rRNA, 5.8S rRNA, LSU-rRNA). Gene Ontology annotation, cellular component: small-subunit processome; nucleolus. Bases 1 to 1896 code for a protein of 631 amino acids.
AUGGGUAGCAAGAAGAGAAAGGCCGGCCGUCCGGCUCAGCAGAAAUCUGCUCCCGAGCCUACCAAGUUCGACAUUGAAGAGCGCUUCGACGACUCUGAAGAUGAGUUCCAAACUGGCCGGGACCAUGUUCUACUCGAAGAAGGCCCAGAGGCAAAGAGACGGCGCAGAGUUGCCGAGCAAGAGGAGAUGUUUGAAGCCUCCGACGAAGAAAUUCUAGGCUAUAACGAGGCGGACUCAGACGAGGAUGACGAGGAAGAGGAAGAAGAGGAUGAAUACGAUGACAUGGGUGAGCCCAAAAAGAAGGAUGGCGCCGAAUCUGACGAGGAAGAAGAAGGCAUUGCCGCCUGGGGAUCAUCGAAGAAGGACCUCUAUAAUGCAGACCAGAUAGAGACUGAGGUCGAUGCUUUGGAGGAAGAGCAGGAAGCCAAGCGACUACAAAAGAAGCAGUUGGAGGCUAUGAAUGAAGCCGAUUUCGGGUUCGACGAGUCCGAAUGGAUGGAACCAGGCAAGGGCGCAGAGGACGAGGAGAAUACCGGCGUGGUCACUGAAGUGCUACCGCAAGUGGAGAUCACCGAUGACAUGGACACCGAAGAAAAGAUGAAGAUUCUGAAGUCGAGAUACCCCGAGUUUGAGCCACUGGCAAAGGACUUCAUCGACCUCCAGUCCACCUACAAGGGGCUCCAAGAUGCCGCCUCGAACGCCUCCCCCACAGAAGACGAAUCCACAGAAGAGCCGCAACCAUCUCCGGUCGAGGUUGUGAAGUUCCGUGCGUUGUCUGCCUACCUUGGCACCAUCAGCAUGUACUUCAUGCUUCUCUCCUCCCCAUCUCCCGACGCGAUCAACGAACAUGUCCCGAUGACCCCCGCCGAACUUCGACAACAUCCCGUCAUGGGCUCGCUCGUCAAGUUCCGAAAGCUUUGGAACACAGUGAAGGAUCUCCAGGCCAUCGAAGAAUCCGACAUCGAAUCCGACGAGGAGUCAAUCCAAGAAAUCGAGACGAAGCCCACCAAAGCCCAAAAGCAACCCAAGACUCAAGAGACCAAGAAGUCGAAGAAGCUCAGCAAGGCCCAGGCAGCGCAGGCCGAAGCCGAAGCAUUGCGCGCCGAACGUAUUCGCAAGACCGAAGCCGGUCUCGCAGAUCUUGACGACCUGGUCACUGAGCCUACCCGCAAGCGCAAGUCCCAGAAACCUAAGGCAGCCGCCAAGGACGACGACUCAGACUUCGGUGACGAGGAUGCUCUCACAGCCCGCGAAGCAGAGGAGAAAGCCAAGCAGAAGCGCUCCCUCCGCUUCUACACCUCCCAAAUUGCACAGAAGGCCAACAAGCGUAACGCCGCAGGCCGUGACGCCGGCGGAGAUGCCGAUCUUCCCUACCGCGAACGUCUCCGUGACCGACAGGCUCGUCUCAACGCCGAGGCUGAGAAGCGUGGUCGCAAGCAACUUGACGCGAACCAGGAGCUUGGCGGUGACAGUGACGAAGAAGACCACCGUGUCGCUAAGGAGCUCCGCAAGGACGGUAACAAGUCCGGCACCGACGACGACGAAUACUACGACAUGGUGGCUGCUCGCUCCAAGCAGCGUAAGGGUGACAAACAGGCACGCGCCGAUGCUCAGGCCGAGGCUGCUCGCCUUGGCGGACAAGUGUACGAGCAGGAGGAGGUUGGACCUGAUGGCAAGCGUGCCAUCACAUACCAGAUCGCGAAGAACAAGGGUCUCAUGGCUAAGCGCAGCAAGGACUCGCGCAACCCGCGUGUCAAGAAGAGAAAGAAGUACGAGGACAAGAAGAAGAAGCUUGGUAGUACCAAGCAGUUGUACAAGGGUGGUGAAGGCCGCGGUGGUUAUGCUGGUGAGCUUACAGGUAUUAAGAAGAACCUGGUCAAGAGUGUCAAGCUGUGA